AUGGUCGGCGGUGGCGGUGGCGGACCAUCGUCCGCGGGUGCAGCGGGGACUCCUCACCAAAAGCUGGUCGGGCACGCCUACGUCCGAGCCCCUCCGGCGCUGCAGCUGCCCCUCCUCUCGCUCGGCACGCUGGGCGCGCAGGCGGUCUGGUCGAUCGACAUGGCCUUUGCGCCGCCGUACCUCCUCGAGCUCGGCCUGUCGAAAUCCGCAAUGGCCGCCGUCUUUGUCGCGGGCCCGCUCAGCGGCCUCGUCGUGCAGCCCCUCAUCGGCGCCCUCGCCGACAACAGCACCUCGCGCCACGGCCGCAGGCGGCCGCUCCUCGUCGUCGGCGCCGUCGUGUGCUCGGCCGCCGUGCUCCUCCUCAGCUUUGCGCGCGAGGUCGCCUCCAUCUUUGCCACGUCCGGCGCCGACGCCCACUCGUUCCUCGCGAUAUGCAUCGCCAUCGUCGCCGUCUAUGUCAUUGACUUUUCCGUCAAUGCAGUCACCGCCCUCAACCGCGCGCUCAUGGUCGACGUGGCAAGCAUAGAGGACCAAGCGGCCGCCAACGCCUGGGCGGCGCGCCUGUCGGGCACGGGCAGCGUGCUGAGCUUCUGCAUCGGCAACCUCGACCUGCCGGGCACGUUUCCGCGCGCGUUUGGCACGACCCAGAUCCAGAUCCUCUCGGUCCUCACCUGCCUCGUCGUGCUGGCCACCCACGCCGUCGUCGUGCUGCGCGUCCACGAGCAGGUCCUCGUACGCUCCACCCCCUCUUCCCCGCACCGCCAGCGUCGGACGCCCGCCCUUGGCCUCGCCCACCUCUUCCGCGACCUCGUCGCCCAGGCAAAGAACCUGCCCGCUCCCAUUCUCGAAAUCUUCAAGAUCCAAUUCUUUGCCUGGAUCGGGUGGUUCCCCAUCCUCUUCUACACGACCGUCUGGAUCGGCGACAUCUACCGAGCCGGACAGCCCGGCGGUGGUCCGCAGGGCACCUCGCCGGCCUCGGCGCCGGGCGGCGACGCCCUCUUCGACGAGGCGACGCGCGUGGGCAGCCUGGCCAUGUUCUGGCACGCCGUCGUCGCGCUGGCGGCGUCGAUCGUGCUCCCGAUUGUCGUGCCGAGCCCGCUGGGCGACGCGUCUGCCUCGACGGCCGCCACGCCGGGCUUUCUGCGCGGCCUCGAGCGCCUCCGCUCGAGGUGCCCCGACCUCACCUUCUGGUGGGUCUUUUCCCACUUUGUCUUUUGCGCCGCCAUGAUGGGCACCUACAUUGCCUCGCUGGCCCAGAGCGUCUUUUUCGCCUCGCUCCUCAUCGCCAUUGUCGGCUUCUGCUGGUGCGUCACCAACUGGGUGCCCUUUGGACUGUUGGGGAUCCUCAUCCAGCACCACACGCCGGACGCGCACGAGAUGCGCCAACGCGAUGCCGAACGAGGCGGCACCGACGGCGAAGAUGCCCAAGACGACGACGACGAGGAUGAUGACGGCAACAACGACGACGACGACGACGACGAUGUCGAGGCAGUCCUCGUCGCUCACCCGGGGCUGUCGCCACGGAGAGGGGGCAACGGCGGCGGUAGCGGCAGCGGUGGUGGUCCGGCCCAGGACGCGGGCGGGACGUCGGGCCAUUCGGGCAGCAUCUUGGGCCUGCACAACCUCGCCAUCGUGCUGCCGCAAUUCGCCGUGACCAUGAUCUCGUCGGCCAUCUUUGCCAUCAUGGAGCCAAGCCCGGAAGCUGGCGCUGCAUCUGGAGCAGCGUCUCCGACGGCUCAGCGACGGGCCGCGGCCGGACCCGCUGCCGUCAGCUCGGCGAGCGGCGAUGCGGUGGGCAUCGUGUUGCGGCUCGGCGGCCUGUCGGCCCUCGUGGCGGGCGUCCUUGCGGUAAGGUUCGCCCGGCGGUACGGCCACGUGCUGUCCGAAUGA
Molecule: messenger RNA, 1890 nt
Organism: Pseudozyma flocculosa PF-1
Lineage: Eukaryota; Fungi; Basidiomycota; Ustilaginomycetes; Ustilaginales; Ustilaginaceae
Exons: 6
Coding region: 1-1890 (629 amino acids)
Cellular component (GO): membrane
Molecular function (GO): sucrose:proton symporter activity
Source: RefSeq, a predicted model, not a curated record